AACGUCAUAACAAAAUUAUUAAUUUCCUUUUUAUCAUCACCAAUCUUAACUUACUAUUGACCUAAUUAUCAAUCAAUAAUACAUAAACCGUACAAUUUAGUGCUAAAUAAUUCGUCGUUUCAAAGUUAAUAGAAAUUCAAUUUUGCUUUUGAAUUAUCGGUAAAAACACAACAAUGCCCUUCGAUAUUAACAACAAAGUGGCCCUAAUUUCUGGAGCUGCAUCAGGUAUAGGUUUAACAAUUGCAAAAGAAUUGUUACGAAAUGGAUUAAGGGGCGUUACAAUAGCUGACGUAAACAAAGAACUGGGAGAAAAAGCUCUACAGGAAAUAGAAAAUGAAUUCGGGUCGGGUAGAGCCAUUUUUGUGCUCACCGAUGUAUCAAGCAUGAAGAGUUUUGAAGAUGCAUUUCAGAAAACUAUAAACACGUUCAAGAAUAUUGACAUUUUAGUCAACGGUGCAGGCGUUUUAAACGAUUCGAUUUGGCAACAAGAGAUAGCAAUAAACGUCAACGGAACAGUUCAUGGUAUUCUCCUGGCUUUGGAAAACUACAUUCCAAAAUACAAAACUGAUUCUGAAGGUGUUAUCGUAAACUUUUCAUCAAUCGCCGGUGUUGCGGCUUUUCCAGCAUUUCCAAUUUACACUGGAACGAAAUUCGCAAUUUUCGGCAUGACUAAAGCAUUUGGAGAUGAGGCACAUUAUGAAAGGACCAAAGUCAGGAUAAUGGCUAUUUGUCCAGGACCUACAGAUACGCCCCUUCUUAGGGAUAUUUCAGGUCGCAAUUUAGGGGCACCUUACGAAAAGUUACUACAAGAAUUACUUAAGGACACGCGUGGUCAAAAGCCAGAAGCAGUCGCUAGAGGUUUGGUUCAAAUUGUGAGAAAUGCUCCGUCUGGUGGUGCAUGGGUGAUUGAAGAUGAUAAGGAACCAUAUGAGUUUUUGUUGCCUGAGAGGGAAAAUUUUGCUCCGAAAUAAAAUAAGUAGUUUAUCUCAAAAUACAAACAUUUUGGGUUCGACAAAAUAUUCAGGGUUAUGUCUUAUGUGUAUCGUUCAAAAUAUAUUUUUAAGUAAU
This is a messenger RNA of Tribolium castaneum (red flour beetle), 1068 nucleotides long. Its product is annotated as 15-hydroxyprostaglandin dehydrogenase [NAD(+)]-like. Bases 174 to 971 code for a protein of 265 amino acids. The record is from RefSeq and is a predicted model, not a curated record. Gene Ontology annotation, molecular function: oxidoreductase activity, acting on the CH-OH group of donors, NAD or NADP as acceptor. Gene Ontology annotation, cellular component: cytoplasm. NCBI's taxonomy places the organism in Eukaryota, Metazoa, Arthropoda, Insecta, Coleoptera, Tenebrionidae. The transcript is spliced from 6 exons.